AUGACCAAGGAUUCAGCAGUCAUCAUUUUUAGUUAUUUCUUUGAUCUUUGGCAGAAUCCGUGUCCUGAGGCCUCCGCCUCCUUCCUGUCCAGGCUCACUUUCUGGUGGUUUACAAGCAUGGUUAUACAGGGUUACAAGCGUGCCCUGACCACCACGGAUCUGUGGAGUCUCUUAGACAGAGACAAGGCCAGGACAGUGGUGCCCAAAUUCCUGACGGAGUGGGACAAAGAAAGAAAUCCAAAGCAUACAUCCGGUCACAAAAGGAAGCAGAGAACGCUACGUGUCCACACAGAUUCAGUCAGGUACACCCCUGGUGAUUGGGCCGACGAGCCCUCAGUGACUCUUCAGACAUCGGAAGUCCGUCCAAACGCCUCCCUACUCAAGGCAAUCCUCCGAACCUUUGGAGGCGUUUUUCUGAUCGGGUCUCUCUUGAAGCUGGUGACGGACGUUCUGGUGUUUGCCAGUCCAGAACUGCUCAAGCAACUGAUUCGUUACACAGAAGACAAGAGCAUCCAACGCUGGCAGGGCUACCUCUACGCAUUUCUGAUCUUCGCGGCGGCGUUCCUGCAGUCCAUACUGCAGCAUCAGCACUUUCACAUCACCACCACCAUUGGGAUGCAGCUACGCACGGCCAUCAUAGGCGCUGUCUAUCGCAAGUCCUUACUCCUGUCCAACUCGGCCCGGCGCUCGGCGACGACCGGUGAGAUCAUCAACCUGAUGUCCGUAGACGCCCAGCGCUGCAUGGACCUGUGCACCUUCAUCAACACCCUCUGGGCCUCCCCGCUGCAGGUGGUCCUGGCCCUCUAUCUGCUCUGGCAGGUCCUGGGACCCGUGGUCAUGGCCGGCUUUGCUGUCACCAUCCUGCUCAUACCGAUCAACGGGGUCAUCGCGGUCAAAAUCCGCAAAUUCCAGGCCCAGCAGAUGGCGGCCAAAGACGCGCGCAUCAAGCUGAUGAACGAGGUCCUGAACGGCAUCAAAGUCCUGAAGCUGUACGCCUGGGAGACCUCCUUCCAGGACAAAGUCAUGGACAUCCGUAAGCAGGAGCUCAGGAUCAUGCUCAAGGCGGCUGUUCUCGGUGCCUUCAUGACUUUUGUCUGGACCAGCGCUCCGUUCUUUGUCUUGUUAUCCACCUUUGCCAUCUACGUCAACGCUGACGAGAGUAACAUCUUAGAUGCUGAGAAGGCCUUCGUCUCCCUGGCUCUCUUCAAUGUCCUCCGCAUGCCCCUGGCCAUGUUGCCUGGUGCCAUCUCACAAGUCAUUCAGGCAAGUGUGUCGGUGAAGCGAAUACAGAGCUUCCUCAAGAGUGACGAACUGGAUCUGUCCAACGUUUCAUCCCAAACGAGAGAAAUUGGCCAGGCUGUUUUGGUGGAGAACGGUGAAUUCUCGUGGUCCAAAGAUGAAAGUCCAAUUCUGAGAAACAUCAAUCUUAAGAUCAAGGAUGAGCAUCUUGUUGCCGUCGUAGGCCAGGUGGGAGCGGGUAAAUCCUCCAUGCUGUCAGCUCUACUAGGAGAGAUGGACAAACUACAAGGAUCAGUCGCUGUGAAGGGUUCGGUCGCCUAUGUGCCCCAACAGGCCUGGAUCCAGAACGCCACCCUGAGGGACAACAUCACCUUUGGUAAAGCACUGGAGGAGGACAGGUACCAGACGGUGAUUGAGGCCUGUGCCUUGGUACCAGACCUGGACAUGCUUCCCGGUGGGGACCUGACGGAAAUCGGGGAAAAGGGAAUCAACCUUAGCGGUGGUCAGAAACAACGUGUCAGCCUGGCGCGGGCCGUCUACAACGAUGCCGACAUCUAUCUCCUAGAUGAUCCCUUGAGUGCCGUGGACUCCCACGUUGGCAAGCACAUCUUUGACAAGGUGCUCGGGCCUAAGGGACUCCUCAAGAACAAGACGCGGGUUCUAGUCACUCACGGCAUCAGCUUCCUGCCUCAAGUUGAUCACAUCGUCGUCUUGGUGGAUGGGGAGAUCACAGAGGCCGGUUCCUACGAGGAGCUGCUCUCAUGCAACCAGGCCUUCGCCGAAUUCCUGCGGAACUACAGUAACGGAGCGUUGGAUGAUGAGAGAAAAGACAUCAGAGAUCCAUCCUUAUCUGAGCAGAUGGCGACGUUGAAUGAGGAGGCCACCAGCUCCAUCGCCAUGCUAUCAGAAGCGGACCAGAGCCAGAAACUUGCUGAGUCUAUCAAGAUGGGCUCCAUCUCGGGAGAUGUGAUCACUCAUGAGCCUAGGUCAUUCCCCGAGGAGAAGACACCUGAUGAGAGAGGCAAGCAGACCAUGGCCAAGGCAGAGGAUGGCGAUACGUUGAUAGAAGAGGAGACCUCCGAAACCGGCACUGUCCAGUUGGCGGUCUUCAAAGCCUACAUCAAUGCUCUGAGUACCGUAGUCUUCAUGUUCGUCAUUCUGUUCUUUGUCCUGUUCAAUCUUGCCUCGGUUCUGUCCAAUGUCUGGCUGAGCAAGUGGAGUAAUGAGACUCCAAUCAACGGCACACAGCCUGCGGAGGUGCGAGACCGUUACCUGGGGGUGUAUGGUGCGCUGGGGGUCGCACAAGGCAUCAUGUUGCUGCUAGCCUCCUUCACCUUAUCCUUCGGUGUCCUCCGAGCUGCCCGCUCCCUCUACCAGCACCUGCUCUGCAACGUCCUCCGCGCCCCCAUGUCCUUCUUUGACACCACCCCCAUGGGCCGGAUCCUGAACCGCUUCAGUAAGGACACCCAUACCAUCGAUGACGUCAUCCCCAACAACCUGGCCGCGUACCUAGCGGCCUCCAUCCGAAUCAUAGCCACCUUGAUCAUCAUCACCUGGAGCACUCCCGUGUUUUGCGCCAUCGUCGUGCCGACAAUAAUUGUGUACUUCUUAGUCCAGAGAUUCUACAUUGCCACAUCGCGGCAGCUGAAGCGGCUGGAGUCCGUGACCAGAUCCCCCAUCUAUUCCCACUUCUCGGAGACCAUUGCCGGAACCAGUUCCAUCCGCGCCUACCGCCGCUCCGAGCGCUUCAUCCAUCACAACGAGCAUCUGGUCGACAACAACCAGUUGACGUACUAUCCCAACAUAGUGUCCAACAGAUGGAUGUCACUGCGUCUGGAGUUCCUGGGCAACUUGCUGGUCUUCUUUGCCGCACUCUUUGCCGUGAUUGGUCGAGACUACAUCAGCUCAGGCAUUGUGGGUCUGUCCGUAUCCUACGCAUUACUGAUAACUGGAGCGUUGACAUGGCUCGUACACGUCACAUGCGAUCUGGAAGCCAAUAUUGUUGCUGUGGAACGCAUCACGGAAUACACACGCGUCAAAACGGAGGCAACAGCUAUAGUUGAAGACAACAGACCAGACAAGAACUGGCCUGCUAGGGGCCGCGUGGAGAUGGACGACUACUGCGUGCGCUAUCGGGUCGGACUGGACCUCGCACUCAGGCAAAUCUCCUGUGUCUUCAAGGCCAAAGAGAAGAUCGGCAUCGUGGGAAGGACCGGGGCCGGGAAGUCCUCCCUGACGCUGUCCUUGUUCCGAAUCCUGGAAGCUGCUGGCGGCUCCAUCAGGAUAGACGACGUGGACAUCUCAACCAUUGGACUACACGAUCUCAGAUCACGCAUCACUAUCAUUCCACAGGACCCGGUGCUGUUCGCUGGUACCCUGCGCAUGAACCUUGACCCCUUUGGUCAGUAUUCGGAUGAGGAAUUGUGGGAUGCCCUGCGACACUCUCACCUGCACGCAUUUGUGUCGCGACUGUCGAAGAAGCUGGAGUACGAGUGCACGGAGGGAGGGGACAACCUCAGCCUUGGACAGCGGCAGCUGAUCUGCCUGGCUCGCGCCUUGCUCCGCAAGACCAAGAUUCUUGUCCUGGAUGAGGCCACGGCUGCCGUGGAUCUAGAAACAGACGAUCUCAUCCAGGCCACGAUACGCACCGAGUUUGCUGAUUGCACGGUCAUCACCAUAGCGCACAGACUCAACACCAUCAUGGACAGCACGAGGAUACUGGUGCUGGACGGGGGUGAGAUAGCCGAGUUUGAUGAGCCUACGCAACUCCUGCAGGCUGGCGGUAUCUUCUACAAGAUGGCCAGAGACGCUGGCUUGGCAUGACAAGAAACCGUGGUGUCAUUUUCAUGCAAGAAACCGGUCGAGACCAACGAUCCAUGGUAGGACUUAUGAUGCAUCAAGGAGCUAUGAUAAGUUGUUGCUACAGCAAAGAAUUUCUAUAACCACGAUGCAAGUGCAACAUGUCCAACUGUUCUUGUACUUUUUCACUUGGGUCUGCUUGAAAGCCUGUGGUUUGAUGGAAUGUCAGUGAAUGAUAACACUGUAUAAUACGGUUGCUAAUGGGUUCAGAUCAUUCUUUUUACUGUUGUAUUACAAAACUGAGGCUUGGUCUAUAUUUUUAGAAAGAAGCUGAUCUAACUUUGUCGUUGCUAGUGUUGUACAGACUGUUUCAGGGAUGCUCACUUAUGUACUGAUAGUCAUUACGAGGCCGGGUUCCAUGACAUAAUGAAUAUUCACAAGCACAAGCCAGCUGUCAUGACUUUAACUUAAUGUUAAGUUUGUGAAAUGAUAUUCAGGAUGAGUCAAAAAACACGAAACCCAAAUGUUGGGACCAUUG
This is a messenger RNA of Patiria miniata (bat star), 4576 nucleotides long. Its product is annotated as multidrug resistance-associated protein 1-like. Lineage: Eukaryota; Metazoa; Echinodermata; Asteroidea; Valvatida; Asterinidae. Gene Ontology annotation, molecular function: ATP hydrolysis activity; ABC-type transporter activity; ATP binding. The coding region runs from base 1 to 4062 and encodes 1353 amino acids. Gene Ontology annotation, biological process: transmembrane transport. The transcript has 25 exons. The record is from RefSeq and is a predicted model, not a curated record. Gene Ontology annotation, cellular component: membrane.